AUGAGCAUCAUGGCUGCUGUGAGCAGCAUGAUUGAGUUUGCAACGAGCAUCAAAGCUAAGUUUCGCAAGCGUCUUGAUCUCUAUAGAACUCCUACCACCAUCACUGGUGCAGAAAAUGUUUGCGAACGUCUCACUCUCAAGAAAGCUGUCAUCGAGAAAACAGAUUUAUGGAAAUCUAUAUUCGAAUAUAUGGAAAAGGAGGCAAUGAGAAUCAGUGAGAAGAAUUAUAGAACCUGGUACAAGCCAAUGGGAGCGAUAGAGAGAUACCUGUCUGUUCGUGAACCAAAGAACAUGAACCCGAUUCGAACCAAACUGGGUGAUGAUAUUAGAAUAGAAUUAGUCGAUGGUACUUUGGCGUUUAUCCCGGACAUCCAGCAAUAUUAUAUUCUUCACGGUGGAGCAGGCCAACAAAAUAAGUUCUGGAAUAUGGUAUGGGAACAAAAUUCUUCAGUUAUUGUGAUGCUCGACAGUGAAGACCUCAAAGCAACAUACUUUCCACACAACGAGAAUGAGACGGUCAAAUUCCAAAAAUAUGAAAUAACUUGUACCGACAUGAUAUCUGAGAGCUUCUGCGAAGUCCGUAAUCUUACCGUCUCUCUUUUAACAGAAAAAGGAAACUAUCGUCAUAUCAAACAUAUUCGGUAUAACGGUUUCAAAAGUUUAUCUCGUUUUCGCCCAGAUCGAGAGUUUUUCCCAGAUCAUGAUCAUUUCGGGAAAUUCAUUGACUAUCUUAGCGAAAAUGAAGUUCUUCACACUGCCAUGCCUUCAAAUUUCUUUCCAUACAAAAUUGAAAAGUUUGAUCAUUCGCCACCUUCAUUCGCUCCUGUUAUCCAGGCUAACAUAAAAUUCGGGCGUUCUGGUUGUCUUGUUGUCAUCGACGCCAUUUCUCGUUUGUUUAAAAGAAAUAUCAAGCACGAGUACAACAUUGAAAAGAUAAUAUUGAACAUGAAAAUUGAGUGCUUCAACAGUAUCCAGACACCGGAUGAGUACAAGUUCAUUGUCAAUCAAGUCAUUCAUAUGACAGAGAAGAUGAAACUCAAAUUUCCUGCCGUCGACGCCGGCAUCACUGACUCCGAAACCAUUGAAGUGGCACCGCCGAAGCCGACACCGCCUGAGAAAGAGGUGCAACUCAUCAACCCUACCAAGGAAAACUUCGAGAAGAUCAUGUCUGCAAAGGAGUGGACGUCGGAGAAAUUUUUCAGACCUAUUGAAAGAAAGUUUGGAUGGAAAACUGAGGAACGAGAACUGCAGAGUUGGCGUUACGACGGCGUGGUGAAUCAUUCGAUAAUUGAAAAAUUUAAUGCACAUUAUCGUUUGCUUCCUCGCAAAACCAAGUUUCCUUGGCUUUAUUAA
Molecule: messenger RNA, 1353 nt
Organism: Caenorhabditis remanei
Lineage: Eukaryota; Metazoa; Nematoda; Chromadorea; Rhabditida; Rhabditidae
Exons: 5
Coding region: 1-1353 (450 amino acids)
Biological process (GO): protein dephosphorylation
Molecular function (GO): protein tyrosine phosphatase activity
Source: RefSeq, a predicted model, not a curated record